AUGGAACUAUCCAGAGAACUGGACGAAAUUGACCAAGAACUCAAGCAAAUUGAGACACAAAUCGAAACUUUGCUAGAGAGGCAACAAUUUCUCCAGUCUCAAAAAGAGUUAAUUCAGUCGCAAAUUUGCAGUCAGCUGGUCCCUCGCGAACCUAGUUGUUCACAGAAAAAAGAAAAUAAUAUAGAAUGGUCAGCAAAGAAUUUCUCUUGGUCGGAAAAUGUGGAAGCUGCUCGAAAAAACACUUUUAAGAUCAAAUCUUUCCGUCCUCUACAGUUGGAAUGUAUAAACGCAACAAUGUCGGGCUCGGAUUGUAUUUUAAUAAUGCCCACCGGUGGAGGGAAAAGCUUAUGCUUUCAGUUGCCAGCUGUGAUUUCGAAGGGGAUCACUCUGGUUGUUUCACCGCUGAUUUCUUUGAUGGAGGAUCAGCUCAUGGCUCUAAAGGAACUGAAAAUUGAUAGUACGUUCUUGAACUCUACUUGCUCCAAAGAGGAGGUCAAUGCAGUACAACACGCUAUGGUAGACAAGAAAUCCGGUUUGAAAUUAUUGUAUGUAACACCAGAAAAGAUUGCCAAAAGCAAGAGGUUUAUGGCUAAACUAGAGAAAACAUAUGAAGGUGCACAAAUUCACAUAUCAAAGUUAAUGAAUUGCAAUGUUAAUAAAGUCUGAGCUGGAAUAUGUAGUUCUAAAGAAACUCCUUAUUUUCUUUAAGGUGGCAGACUAUCACGAAUCGUGAUCGAUGAAGUACAUUGCACAAGUCAGUGGGGCCAUGAUUUCCGUCCUGAUUAUAAAAUCCUAGGGAUUCUGAAGCGUCAGUUCCCUGGGGUUCCAAUUCUGGGUCUCACAGCAACAGCAACAUCAAAAGUUGUUGAUGAUGUUAAGAAGAUUCUUGGCCUUCAGCAAAACUGUGUAUUUUUCAAAGCCUCCUUCAAUAGACCCAACUUAUUCUAUGAGGUUAAAAUCAUCUUAUUACUUUCUAAUUUAAGCUGAGUUAUUAAUUUUAGACAUUUUAUUCAAUUUUAUUAAAAUGACUGCAUCAUGUAUUGUGUUAGUAAACAGGGUUCGUAUUGACUAUGGAAAAACCAGAAAACAACUGAGUAUGCUAUUUGCAACAGAGUGUUGUAUUACUGAAUCAAAUAAAUCAGAAUGGGUAAUCAGAUUAAUCCUCUAACACCCAUGGGUGACCUAGACAGAAUUUCUCUUUACAAUAAUUAUCAACACAAUAUCAAGCAGACAAGUAAUGAGAAAAAAGAAAAAUCUUCAUUAGGAGAUUAUUGGUUGAUCCAAUACCAAAUUCUCCAAACAAACAUCACAAGAACUAUAUGGCAGACAGUAAGGAGAAUUACUAAUGAGAUCUUGGGAGUUAAAGGAUUGAAGGAAAAUAUAAGGAGCUCCUGAUGCGAGUUCACAGUAAAAUCAAGCAAGCUGCCACAAGAUCAGCUGCAAUUGGUUUUAGUUUUAAAUCUGAUUGGCUGAGAAAGUUGACUGAGUGUUCUGAACCAAUCACAGCAAAGAGAAAUUGAAAUUUGCUCAAUGAAGCUGGAGUCAGGAACUUUUUGAUUGAACUCAUUUUGAAACCAACUCAAUUGGAGGUUGAUAAUCCUGAAAAAAAGUUGUGGAAAAUCUUUAGAUUUUGAAGAAUCCCAUCCCAUCUCUUGUGAAGGCUACCUGAGGAAAUGUGAUAUCCUAUCUUUGUUUGCAGAGUAUUUAUGAAGGUUUUUUUCCAGUAUUAUGUCAUUUAUUUAUGUUUUACUUCACUUAUCUUUUGUAUUGUAUCCCUUUAGAAGUUUUGUGAUCAGAAAAUUGGUAACCAUUAAACAGAUUCAAUACUCUUUUAAAGGUGCUGCAAAAACCCUCAAAGCAUGAUGAGUGUAUGGAGGAAAUUAAGAAACUACUGACACAGAAAUUUCCAGGGCAAUCAGGUAUUUGUUUUGGUCUUGAUAACUCAAGUUUAAAUCUGGGGUUUAUAAUAAAUUUUAGCCUAAACAGCUGCUGAUGAUGUAAUUAGGUGGGGCUGUACCUGAAAAAGGAGUCGUAAGGCACAACCCAGACACAGGCCUGCUCACAGCCUUAACAGACAGCAGUGAGAGGUGUUAUAGGUGGCAGAGGAUCACCUGUAACAGGCUUUUAUCGAAACCACUGAAAUUAUAGUUGGAGUAAACUGGAAUUUGGCACAGGUAGUUUUGACCCUUUAACUCCUGUGAGUGACCAAGACAGAAUUUCUCCUUACUAUAUCUAAUAUACAAUAUCAUGCAGAUAAGUGAUGAGAAUUAAGAAAAAUAUCAAUUUUGGAAUUACUUGUUAAUCAGAUAUCAAAUUCUCCAAACUAAUAGAAUGAGAAUCAUUUGGCAGAUAGAAAGGAGAAUUACUGAUGAGAUAUUGGGAUUUAAAGGUUAAGGGAACUAGCAAUGAAGGUAGCAUGAGCUGUGGAGGUGAUGUAAUGGGAAGGGAAAAUAGUGAAGAAAAUCAUGCACUUUUCAUCUAUUUUCCUUAGUACCCUGCCUUUAGACAGCACCAUACUUUAUGAGGUUUUUCAUGACAGUCAGGGGCAAGACUGCUAUUUUGAAAUUGUUUCAAGUAUUUGGCAAAAGUCUUUAAGCAGCUGGUAUUAGAGAUGCAUUGAGGCAGAACAUAAUUUGCUUCUUCAUCCUCAGUCAUGCUUCUAUGUAUAUUGUAGUAUAACUUUUCUGGUGCUUCACCAUGAUCUGUAAACCUUUGACCACUAAGAGUUAACCAGCAUCUAACUUCUCCCUACAUUAACACCCCUGAAUCAAACAUGAAGGUCAUGAGAAUAAAUGAAAUGAUCACCAACUAAAAAAACUCUUGACCUUUUUAAGGGAAUCAAAAGAGAAAAAGUACAGAGUGUACUUAAGUUAACCCUUUAACUCCCAGAUCAAAUUUUCAAUUCUCCUUACUGUCAACCAUACGGUUCUUAUAAUGUUAGUACAGAGAAUUUAGUAUUGGAUCAACCAAUUAUCCCCAAAUUGAUAAUUUUCUUUAUUCUUGUCACUUAUCUGGUUGAUAUUGUAUUGAUAUUGUAAGGAGAAAUUUUGUUUUGGUCACUUAUGGGAGUUAAAGGGUUAAUCUUAUGGGACGCAACUGAUUUUCCUUGAUAGCUUGUUUGCUUGGAUUGUUGCACCAUCAUUGCACAGUUAUUGAUUCAAUCAUUUUGUUUUUUGAGGGUUUAUUUCAUAAGCAAAUAUUUCAGCUGUGAACCACCUUACCGCAGUGAUCUAUUUGUUGCAGUGUAAUGUAUAAGCAAAAAAAGAUCAAGAUCUGUCACAUCUGACAUUCUUUUUUAAUUUGUCGUACAUAGGUAUUGUGUAUUGUUUCUCCCGAAAGGACUCUGUAACCAUAGCCUCCAGUUUGAAGUCGCAUGGUAUAAAGGCUGCAUGUUACCAUGGUGAUCUUGACAGCCAGUCUCGUAGUCAAGUGCACAGGGCGUGGACAAGCAAUGCAAUACAAGUAGGUAUCACUAUUAUCAAAUUAUCAAUUUGUUUCUAAUAAAUUUUAAUGUUAGGAGUGUCAAUCAUUCUAAUUUCAAAUGACUAAAGGGGUAAGUUUCUAAAGAAACUGUGGUGCUACGUUGUUGGGAGAGUAUAGCAGGUAAUUUAGUGUUAACAACUGGGUUGAAAACAUAAAUUAGCCACCGUAAAGAGUAAGAAAGCUGACGUUUCGAGCGUUAGCCCUUCAUAGUACCUUUUAAUAGAUCAGAAUCCUAAUUCUCCUCUUUGCUGUUGUAAAUUUUCUUGUAAACUGGAAUCAAGAUGAACCCUCUCCAGUUUAUAAGUCUGUUGUCAUGUAUUCUCAUACUUGCAAGCGUGAUACUGUAUUGGCAAAAUGAAUUUAAUGAAAAGUUGCUUGUUAAUCACUCCUGGAAGUCAAGGUGAAACAAUACAAUGAUCCUUAGAUUUGUACAGUGAUUAUCAUAAAGGCUUAAAGUUAUUUGGAAGCCAAAUGGCUCCUAAUUGCUGAAUUUUUAUCACUGUUUCUGUAGCACAAAGUGACUACAAGUACAUUUUCUCCUACUGGAUGGUAUGAGUGUCUUUUGCAGGUUAUCCCCGUGGAGUGAUUUUCUCUCAGCCGACUAAACUAAAAGUAGUCCCUCCUUUUUGGCAAUAUCCAUCGCAGGAUUUAAAAAAACCAGAGAGAUGAAUAUUAAUCCUUUAACUCCCAAGACCCAAUUGUUAGUUCUCACUUCUAGCUGCUAUACAUUUCCUUGUGAAUUAGUUUGGAGAAUUUGCUGUUGGGUCAAGACAACAACUUCAACCUGAUAAGUUUGAGAAUUCUCAUGAACAUUUUGUUGUAUAAUGUAUGGAUUUGAUGAGGAGAAGUUACAUGUUAAUCACUUCUGGGAGUUAAAGGGUUAAUGAUCAAAGGGUUAAUGGGGAACUCUAGGCUGACAUCAUUUUUUCCUUUUCACUGAUUUUUUUUCUUGUGUACAGUGAACUUGGCUAAAAAAUGAUGACUGCUUGUAUUCUAUUCUCUUAUAGUUUGUAGGUACUCAUUCAUUCUCCUGGGUGGAGAGGUACUAAGAGAUUAAGGCGUCGACCUGCUCAAGAAAACAGCAAAAUGGCCUGGCCAGGCUUUGAAAGCAGACCUCUCUAUUGAAAGUCUCACAUGCCAUCCACCAUAUUUAGGAGGGACAAUGAAUUUUUUAUAUUAUCUUAAGAGAAAGAAUUGCAUCAAGUGAUGUUGUUGUUUUAUUUGCUCAGGUUGUGGUAGCUACAGUAGCCUUUGGAAUGGGAAUUGAUAAGCCUGAUGUCCGCUUUGUUAUACAUCACUCCCUUAGCAAAUCCAUGGAGAACUUUUAUCAAGAGAGUGGACGGGCAGGGCGGGAUGACAGAGAGUCUCACUGUAUAUUGUUCUAUCGUCCCUUUGACAUGUUUCAACAAAGCACAAUGGUCUUCACAGAGCAAACAGGCAAGUUUGUGACUCAUUAUAAAUCAGUUAAUUUAGAUCAUGGGUGAUCACUUUGGUUGUUGGGAGCUUGUCGUUACUUGCAAUUAAGGAUUUGAAAUCAAGGAGAGAAGCAAGGAGAGAGAAACAGAAAAGGGAGAAGGAUGUGCCAAAAUUUUUAAGGUGUGAAGAUGGUCAUAGGAUCGCAAAAAGGAAAGAAUGACUUACAAGUGACGAACGCAGAAAAUUUACAGCUCAUCUUUGUGCUCCUGUCGGAAUUUUGCUGAUUCUCUUGAUUUCAAUCGUUCAAACUACGAUUUUCUUUUCCUUACCAUGAUUUUCGAAAGCUUUAUUCAAAGCCAGAUGUCUUCGAUAACUUAGUACAUUAAUUUUAUUUCAAUGACCAAGUACUGUAAAAAAAGUUUGCGCCAACUGGAAUUUAGUUUAGCAAUCUUUUCUAAAUCUGUCUGGUUGGUUUAAAAUAAUUAAAAAGGAAAGCAACACACGACACUACGCUAUUUCCUUUACACAGGUUUGGAGAAUCUCUAUGGAAUGUUGGCCUACUGUCAAGAACAAAAAGUUUGCAGGCGCUCUCUUAUUGGACGUCAUUUCGGCGAGUCCUGGAACCCAGUUGAUUGUCACGAAAUGUGCGACAACUGCAAGAAGACUGGGGACCAAACAGACGGUAAAAGAACUUGAUUACGUCAAGAUACGUUUCGUUGACUCAUUUUAACGUCAGCUAACUAGAACAAAGGAAAAUAUCAAAAGUAGCCAAUGAGAACUCAGAGUAAAACCAAAAAGCUACGUAAAAGGCGAGAAAACGCGACUGGCCAAGUCUGUAUCGGCUUCGAUUUUAAAUGAUUGGUAGAAUUUAAAUCUGGUUUUUAUAGACCAAUCACAAAGCUAGACUAAUAACAAAGCGAAGUAAUGCGAAAGGAAAGCAAUCCCGGAUUAAUUUUGAUACUCAAUUGGAAAUUGCUCCAUGAGAGGAGAGUUUUCGUGGACAAAAACAGGAGCGCGGUUGACUAAGAGCGUUUUACGUCUUGAAAACGUUGCUUUUAAGAUGUUCGUAGUUGUUACCAUCUGUGACGACGAACAGUUUUACCUCAGUGUCAGUUUCCUGUAGUUUGUUGUAAACAGCUGCAGCGUUACUGCUGCACGUCAUUGUUCCACAGACUCUUUUUUGCGCGAUGAAACGCAGCUUCUGAAAAAACUCUCUUUUUCUGUCCAGGUUCAUCUUCAAUUGAAGCCCGCGACAUCACAAACCACUGUCAAGAUAUCCUCAAAAUUCUCCAGCAAGCAGUCUCUCUUUCGGAACGAGUCACUCCUGUGAAACUCGUAGACGCUUGGAACGGGAAAGGACAGGCAAGUCUGCGCGUGCGUGAAGUCAAGGCCCCAGAUCUUUCGCGGGAAGACUGUGAACGAGUGAUAAUUCAUUUGCUGCUGGAGGGUGUGCUGCGAGAAGACUUUCAUUUCACUCCAUAUUCAACUAUUAGCUACGUGCUACCUGGGUCCAAGGCGAGAGUCGUACAAUCAGGAACCAAACGGAUAUUCAUGAACUUCAGGACGAAUUCCCGUCAGAAAAAGGUUAGUGGAUAUCUUGUUAAAAUCGAUGGAAAAAUACGACAAUUUUUAGUUUGUAUUGAAAUGUUUCCCUUUUCCAAAACUGGCGUGACUGUUCUUGAAGGAGGAGACUCGGUAAGGGUAAAGUGGUCUCCUUAGCAGUCGCUCUUUGAGAUGUCACGCAACGUUUCGCUAAAAGACUACGAGCAGUCCAUCGCGCGAUUGAAACAAACAUCAAUAAAAAAUUGAUUUAACGCGACGGACUUGACCAAAAGGCAGGGAUUACACGUAGUCUAUUUCGCUGAGAGGUAUCCUAAAAAACGGCUCCGAAGCUUAAGGAGACUGAGGAAGAUUCUGUUAAGAAAAAAUGUUUGGUGAAAUUAACUCACUAGACAGAAAGAUUUGGCGAGGAAUUUUUAAAGCGAUUGGUGUAUCUAAUCGCAAGGAAGGUCCCACCGGACGAAUAAACAGUGUUCUAACGUAACAGACAUUUUCAAACUUUAUAUAAAUCGUCCAGUGCGUCACUUCUGCAACACGAUUAUGAUGGUAAGAAGCGCGCAAUCUUGUUACUCUUGGAACACUUAGCCUGAAUCCGGGUUGGAAACAAUGACAAAUGAAUACAGCAACAAGUUUACAUUUUACUUUUUCUUUCUUCCUGGAACUCACAGAUUAAAAAGAAGACGCGCAAACGUGCUCUGAAUUCCUCAAAUCUGGAUGGAAGAAAUGGAACAGUUAGUAAGAAAAACGCCACUGAUCCUAACGUUAAGAGCUUCACAAAGACAACCCACAACUCUUCGGACAUCGCAGAUUACUGCAAUGGUGAUGACUUUGUUAGUAGUAUUAAACGCGCAAAGCUUUCCACACGAGCUAGCCUGGUUGAGUCGGAUGACGAUGAUGAAAUAAUUUGUCUGGAUUAA
Molecule: messenger RNA, 7376 nt
Organism: Pocillopora meandrina
Lineage: Eukaryota; Metazoa; Cnidaria; Anthozoa; Scleractinia; Pocilloporidae
Source: the annotation of a GenBank genome assembly